Molecule: messenger RNA, 1488 nt
Organism: Hydra vulgaris (swiftwater hydra)
Lineage: Eukaryota; Metazoa; Cnidaria; Hydrozoa; Anthoathecata; Hydridae
Product: HAUS augmin-like complex subunit 3
Biological process (GO): spindle assembly; centrosome cycle
Cellular component (GO): mitotic spindle; centrosome; HAUS complex
Source: RefSeq, a predicted model, not a curated record
UAUAAAAAAUAUAUAUGAAAAUAUUCUCUAAUCAAUAUUAUAUACUAAAUGAGUCCUUUAAGUUUAUUGCAUGAAGAGUUAAAGAAAAAACUAAAUGAUUGUAAAUGUUUGCAAAAAAUUCAAGAUGAAGAAUUCAAAUGUCAGCUUUCAACACAAACCAAACAAGUUAAUGAUAUGACUUCAAAGUGUUUUUCAAGUUUUCUUGAAACUUCUAAAAAAGUAAUAUCACUAUAUGAUACAAAUAAUGAAUCUUCUCAGUUUUUUUUUCAAUAUCCUCUUGAUGACCUUUUUGCAGAAGAAGAGAAAUUCACUUCUGCUCUUGCGGAGUACACUAAAAAACAGUUUUUCCAGGGCAUCAGUGAUAUAGCAGAAACUAAAGAUACUUCUCAGUAUGGUUUAUUGGAUCUCAGUAAUCCAGACACUCAAAUUUUAAAAGGAGAGAGUCAAGAGGAGAAAAUGAAACAUCGUAAUGAACUACUCCGUCUCCAGUCACAGUACAUGCAAAGUGAAAUGAAACGUCUUCAGUCUGAAGUUAAUUUUCAUGGUGUAAAAAAAGCUCUUGAAACUGCAGAAGAACAAUUAAAAAUGCUGACUUCAGACUCAUUCAAUAUUGAUGAAAUAGAUUUUGACAAAGAAAUAAGUUUAUUAACUGCUGAAUUAAAAUCAAAGAAAGAAUCACGUGACAACAUGAUCAAUGGUGAAAUUAAAACAAUAUUACUUGAACUUGAACAACUUUAUUCAACUAAAAUUAUAGAUGGAAACUGUGAUCUGAAGAUUGCUCGUCAAAAGUAUUUUUUAGAAAAAUUAGAUGAGGUCAUUAAACAUUUGACACAACAGAGUUCUAGACAGCAUUGUCUUUCAUUGAUGUAUGAAUUAGAACUUAAAGAACACCGAAAUACAUAUUAUCUACUUGCUUCUGUAAAAACUCUUCUUAGUAAUGAAAUCAAAUCAAUGGAAUCUAGAAUUAAAUUGUUAAAUGAACCAUAUUUCAAAGAUAUACCAAAAAAUAAUGAAACAAUUUUAUCUAAUGAUACAUUUGCUAAUAGACUCUACGAUGCUAUAGUACCUCCCGGCGACAAAGUAGUUUUAUACAAAACUUAUCAAGAUAUAGCUGAUCAUGCAAAACAAGCAGUGCCACUGGAAAGUUAUGAUGAACUCAAACAACUAAAGGAUUUACAAACAGCAUUGAAGAACGUAGAGCACUUUUUGCAAAAUAAUUACCUGAAAGAAGGAGAACAGAUUUCUUCUUUAACAACCAAUAUUGAAGAAAAUCUCUCACAUUCAGAGCUACAAGUUAAUGAAAUAAUAAAAGACAUUGUUUAUAAAAGAAAGAUUCUUUCGAUGGAUCCGUAUAAAAAUAUGGAAAGAGAUUUGUUUCCAUACUUCUUUAAUAAUCCAGCCUUACUAAAGCAAUGCUUUAAUGAAGUGAAUUUGUCGGAAAAUUCUUUAAUAUAAUUAAAAUUUCUAAAAAAGUGAUGUCUCAUUAAA